CUACAUUUCUAUGCACUAUGCAGGACUUUUAUUUUAGUCUGGCGAUGUGACAACAUAAGGCUGCGCCGCGCUCCUGCGUCUGAAGAGAGUGCCCGGACUACUGAAAUAGGAAGCUAAUUGAGAAGCAGCCAUUAUAAAGAUGGCGUUUAUUAAAGAGGAGAGUGAAGACAUGAAGAUUGAAGAAACAUUCAGACUCAAACAAGAAGAUACUGAGGAACAAACAGACCUGAUGGCGCUGAAAGAGGAGAGUGAAGUACUAGAUGAAAUGGAAGGGAAAAAUCACUAUGAGAAGAAACAAGUUUUCAUGAAUGAACAAAAAUCUAUUGAAACUGAAAAGACUUCCUCACCAAAAAGUGCUCAGAAGAACAAAUCUAUCAGUAAUUUCACCUGCCAACAGUGCGGAAAAACUUUCAAUAAAAAAAAAAGCCUUACAAAUCACAUCAGAGUUCACAAAGGAGAGAAGUCUUACACAUGCACUCAAUGUGGAAAUAGUUUUACUUAUAAACACACACUCAAUGACCACAUGAAGAUUCACACUGGAGAAAAGCCUUUCACCUGCCAACAGUGUGGAAAGAGUUUCACUCACAAAGGAAGCCUUAAAAGCCACAUGAGAAUUCACACUGGAGAAAAGCCUUUUACCUGCCAACAGUGUGAAAAAUGUUUCACUCAAAAACAAAACCUUGCAAUCCACAUGAGAGUUCACACCGGAGAGAAACCUUACACAUGCUAUCAGUGUGGACAAAGUUUCAGGCAUAACAAAAACCUUUAUACCCACAUAAGAAGUCACGCUAGAGAAAUUCCUUUCACCUGCAAACUGUGUGGCAAGAAAUUCUCACGUAAAGAAAUUCUUAAUGUCCAUGCAAGUAUUGACACUGAGAGCGAAUUCACCUGCCAACAUAUGUGCUCAAUGUGGACAAACCUUUACACAUAAAAAAAACCCAUUUGUAUGGUCAACAAGGAAAGAGUUUCAGAUUAACAGUCAUUUUUUAUCACCAUAUGAGGAUUCACUCAAGAGAACAGUUUUAUGUCAUCAGCGAUGGAACGAAUUCCACAGACAGGAAACAUGUAAAGAUUCAUACUGGAGUGAAGCCUGUCAUGUGCCAACAGUGUGGAAAAAGUUUCUCACUUUGAGGUUUGGCUCACAUUAGGAUUCACAAUGGAGACAAGCACAGAUUAACGCACAGAAGAACAUAAUUUCACUCAAGGGAGUCGCUCCUGCUUCCCCCCCCGAAACCGUCUGCAACAAAAUCAAAUUUAUAACCCAUACCUGACUGGAGAGUGGCCUUUCACGUGUUUUCAGUGUGAGAAGAGUUUCACACAUCAAAUGUCAUUCGCAAACUCUGGAAAGAAAUUACAGUGUUCUGAGUAUGAUAAGAUUUAUGAAAAGGAGAAAUUUCAGAACACACACAGGUGCAUCUCAAUAAAUUAGAAUGUCGUGGAAAAGUUAAUUUAUUUCAGUAAUUCAGCUCAAAUUGUGAAACUUGUGUAUUAAAUAAAUUUAUUGCACACAUACCGAAUUAGUUUAAGUCUUUGGUUCUUUUAAUUGUGAUGAUUUUGGCUCACAUUUAACAAAAACCCACCAAACAUUCUGAUAUGUUCAGCUAAAAUUGGAUCAUACUCUGUUCGAGGAUGCCUAGAAAAUUUUCAUUAUGAGCUGAACCCAACAACUCAUCAUUUCCUCUGAAAGCCAGUCCUCUCUCCCCUAAAGACUUGAUGACUGAUACAACUUGCAGUAAUACCUGCUUCCAGUAUUCCCUCUCGGAGUCCAUUUGUUGAAUUAAUUCGGAGUCAACUGUUUCUGUGCCCUUUGAGAGCCGAUGUAACAUUUGCAUACAAACCCUGUACUCCGUGCUCCUCUCAUGUUCCCCAAUCCUCUCUGAAUGUUUCCAAUUGCAAAAUCCAUCAACGAAGGAAUUAUGCUUAGUGGAAAAUAGUUCGCAUGGGUAACGGUAACCACUGACAAGAAACAGUUUGGCAAAGAGCAGCUGAGUUACGCGUUGGUACAACUCCUAGAAGAGAGUGAAAUAUUAAACCAUCCUGGUGUUGAUAGAACACUUUUUUGGGAGUUACUUGGGUGUUAGUUCUUAUUAUGGUUCUGCAUUACCUACUUAAAAAAAACUAAUAUAAACUAGAAAUUCACAAUGAAGAAAACGUCGUUCUGUUACUCUUUCAAAACUUUAUUUCAGCACAGAGCAAGAAAUCAUAAUGCCAUGACAUUACUACAAAUAACAGUCCACAACAAUGUAAAAUAGACUGUCAUACAUUUGUAAAUCAAAUGGCUUGUAGUACAUCAAUUCCUCAAGUACAAGACUGUGCUCUUGUUCAACAACACUCAAAGCACGAAGGUGUUCAACAAACUGAUUUCCUACACGAUGCCAAAAAAUAAAUCCCAUCCUUAAAAAUUUUAACAAUCUUUCCAAAAACAUGUGCAUUAUCAACAAACUCUAAGCAAACAACAGGACCACUGCGAUACUCAAUACCAUGACACUUUACCCACGGUGUGACCAUUACCUCGCUAGAGAUAUCAAUCUGGAGCUGCUCUGAAAUAAAAUCAGUUUUCAAGGUCAGACAACAGUUCAUUUGAAACAGGGCCAGACUCGAUACCCUUGAUGGUACAGGACUCCCAGUGAGAGGCAAAGACUAGCUGGUGUUUUGUUUGCAAGUGACUUGGUCAGGUUUUUUAAAUGUUUUAGAUUUCCCUUAAAAAACUUGUUUUGCCUCGUACCUCAUUGUCCAUACAUGAAUCAAUGGGCCAAUUUGUCUGAUGCAUUCAGGGUAGUGAAUCAUAAAGUGGUGAUUUGGAAUUAGAUUCCUAGAAGGAUAUAAAUCAUUGAAGGAAUGCAAUACAAUGAUGCUCUUUUAUCAGAUGCUUCAAAAAUAUUAUCAUUCCUUCAGAGAUGCAAGAUAAUAUUAAAACUAUGUAAGAGCAGCAACAUCAAAUGCCAGUGCUUAUCUCCCUGUGGGACUACAUCUCCAAAUAUGAGACACAAUGUCUGACUUGCAUCGAGACCAAUGUUGUUUCCUGCUUGUAGAAGGUAGACUUAUUUUCUUUUAAAUGCACAUUUUUUAAUCAGGCUCCUACGAUCAGGAGUUUCAUUUUAAAGAAAAUUAUAAGGUUAUUAGUGAAUAAAAUAACUUUUUUUCAAAAAUGCCACUUUAGACAAUUUAUUGUUUUUUUACAAGUUAGAUUUUCUUUUGCGUCAAAACCAGCUAAAUCCACUUGUGUUUUUUUUCUGCAAAAACCUCUAAAUCCACCUAUUUGGGACAAGACAUAGUAAAUACCGUAUUGUCCCGAAUAUAAGACGACCCU
Messenger RNA from Onychostoma macrolepis, 3310 nucleotides. RefSeq names its product gastrula zinc finger protein XlCGF49.1-like. Lineage: Eukaryota; Metazoa; Chordata; Actinopteri; Cypriniformes; Cyprinidae. The transcript has 3 exons. The coding region runs from base 140 to 931 and encodes 263 amino acids. Gene Ontology annotation, cellular component: nucleus. The record is from RefSeq and is a predicted model, not a curated record.